AUGGCCGACGCUUCAAAGGACACGGGAAUCACCUCCGUGCAGGUUGAGGCUCUGGUGGUGAUGAAGAUUGUCAGACAUGCCACCAGCACGUUUCCUUCUGUCGCGACCGGUGCCAUCGUAGGCUUGGACCAAGGCGGACUCCUCAGCAUCACCAACACGUUCCCAUUCCCUACUGCCGACGUCGCCCACGCCGACGGCGGUUCCCACCAGAAUGACGCAUCGUCGCUGGCCGCUGCUGCUCCUCGGGCCAAGUCGAACCUGGUCUAUCAGACAGAAAUGAUCCGACACCUCAAGGAAGUCAACGUGGACGCCAACGGCGUCGGCUUCUACACGAGCGCCACCAUGGGCAACUUUGUCAACCGCAACUUCAUCGAAAACCAAUUUCACUACCAGAAGGAGAACGAGAAGAACGUUGCUCUGGUCCACGAUGUCAGCCGCAGCUCACAAGGCGCCUUCAACCUGCGUGCAUUCAAGCUGUCAUCAACCUUCAUGGCCGCUCUCAAGGAGGACAAGUUCACAACCGAAAGUCUUCAAAAGUCUAAACUCAACUUCAAGGACAUUCUCGUCGAACUCCCCGUCACCGUUCACAACACACACCUGCUGGCCUCAUAUAUACACCAGCUUCCCGGUCUUCCCGCCAAGGCCGAGGCUGACCUGCCCACAUCCGUGUCCGACAUUGAGAAGGCCGAGGUCAAGCUGCCCCUUUACCCCUCGGUCGACACUCUGGAUCUCUCCAUAGACCCCUUUCUCGAGAAGUCGUGUGAUCUCUUGCUCGACAGCAUAGAGUCGCACUACACCGAACUCAACAACCACCAAUACUACCAGCGUCAACUGGCGCGCGAGCAGACCAAGAUUACCGCCUGGCAAACAAAGCGCAAGGCGGAGAACGCAGCCCGUGCUGCAGCAAAACAAGAGCCUCUCCCGGAGGAUGAGUGGCAGAGACUUUUCAAGCUGCCCCAAGAGCCCAGCAGACUCGAGGGUAUGCUGAACGCUAAGCAGGUGGAGCAAUACAGCAAGCAGAUUGAUGGAUUCACUGCCAAUGUCAGUGCCAAGAUGUUUGCAGUCCGAGGAAACCUGAUGCCCGAGUAA
This is a messenger RNA of Pestalotiopsis fici W106-1, 1089 nucleotides long. Its product is annotated as Eukaryotic translation initiation factor 3 subunit H. Lineage: Eukaryota; Fungi; Ascomycota; Sordariomycetes; Amphisphaeriales; Sporocadaceae. Gene Ontology annotation, cellular component: eukaryotic 43S preinitiation complex; cytosol; cytoplasm. The coding region runs from base 1 to 1089 and encodes 362 amino acids. Gene Ontology annotation, molecular function: protein binding; translation initiation factor activity; metallopeptidase activity. The record is from RefSeq and is a predicted model, not a curated record. The transcript has 3 exons.